Messenger RNA from Myotis brandtii (Brandt's bat), 3827 nucleotides. RefSeq names its product ATP-binding cassette, sub-family D (ALD), member 2 (gene ABCD2). Gene Ontology annotation, cellular component: peroxisomal membrane. The coding region runs from base 440 to 2659 and encodes 739 amino acids. Gene Ontology annotation, biological process: peroxisome organization; very long-chain fatty acid catabolic process; fatty acid beta-oxidation. The transcript has 10 exons. Gene Ontology annotation, molecular function: ABC-type transporter activity; ATP binding; ATP hydrolysis activity. The record is from RefSeq and is a predicted model, not a curated record. NCBI's taxonomy places the organism in Eukaryota, Metazoa, Chordata, Mammalia, Chiroptera, Vespertilionidae.
GCUAGGGCAGGUUUUGUUGCCAGCAGCUUGCCUGAUUCGACCUCUCCAAAAAUAGACAUUUAACUCGCUGAACUCCAGUUUAAGGAUGAAAUUCAUUUUGCUCUCUCCUCAUUUUAAAGGUUCAAAGGGAAGCAGCGAGGAUCCCAAGGUCCCAGCGCCCUCACAGCCAAUGAGGGGUCGGUGAGGGAGGAGCUUGGGGCUGCUCGGUGCAGCUUGAGCUUCUGAGCGAAUCAUCCCCGGUAGAUGCAGUGGAUACUGAGCUCGGCUCGUCUGUCACAGCAGAACAAAACUAAAACAAAACCAAAAAAAAACACAGAAGAGGAGAAACGCUGCAGAGUAUGGAACGCUGUAGCACUUUCUGAAAUAUUUGCUGGGGAUCCCCGUGGAGCAUGAUCUUUUAAAACUAUCCUUUUUGAAGCUGGUUUGGGUAACUGGGAAAAUGAUACAUAUGCUAAAUGCAGCAGCUGAUCGAGUGAAAUGGACCAGGUCGGGUGCUGCUAAAAGGGCCGCCUGCCUGGUGGCUGCGGCAUAUGCUGUGAAAACCCUCUACCCCAUCCUUAGCAAGCAUUUAAAGCAAACUGGCCACAGGAAGAAAAAAGAAGCUCGCGGGGCUGCAGAGAACAGAGAAACACUGCAUUGCACCGAGAUUACUUGUAAAAAACCUUCGCCUGGAGUGAAUGCAGAUUUUUUCAAACAGCUACUAGAACUUCGAAAAAUCCUCUUUCCAAAACUUGUGACCACGGAGACAGGGUGGCUCUGCCUCCACUCGGUGGCUCUCAUCUCAAGAACCUUUCUGUCUAUCUAUGUGGCUGGUCUGGAUGGAAAAAUCGUAAAAAGCAUUGUGGAAAAGAAGCCUCGGACUUUCAUCAUCAAACUGAUCAAGUGGCUUCUGAUUGCCAUCCCUGCCACCUUUGUCAACAGUGCGAUAAGGUACCUGGAAUGCAAAUUGGCUUUGGCCUUCAGAACUCGCCUAGUAGACCAUGCCUAUGAAACCUAUUUUACAAAUCAGACUUAUUAUAAAGUGAUCAAUAUGGAUGGGAGGCUGGCAAACCCUGACCAGUCUCUUACUGAAGAUAUUAUGAUGUUCUCCCAGUCUGUGGCUCACUUAUAUUCCAAUCUGACCAAACCUAUUUUAGAUGUAAUUCUGACCUCCUACACCCUCAUCCAGACUGCUACAUCCAGAGGUGCGAGCCCAAUUGGACCCACUCUAUUAGCAGGACUUGUGGUAUAUGCCACUGCUAAAGUGUUGAAAGCCUGCUCUCCCAAGUUUGGUAAAUUGGUGGCCGAAGAAGCGCAUAGAAAAGGCUAUUUACGGUAUGUGCACUCCAGAAUUAUAGCCAAUGUUGAAGAAAUUGCCUUUUACAGAGGACAUAAGGUAGAAAUGAAACAACUCCAGAAAAGUUACAAAGCUUUAGCAGAUCAGAUGAACCUCAUUUUAUCGAAACGUUUGUGGUACAUUAUGAUAGAGCAGUUCUUGAUGAAGUAUGUUUGGAGCGGCAGUGGACUAAUUAUGGUGGCUGUACCUAUUAUCACUGCAACUGGCUUUGCAGAUGGUGAAGACGGCCAAAAACAAGCUAUGGUUAGUGAACGGACAGAAGCCUUUACCACUGCUCGAAAUUUAUUGGCCUCUGGAGCUGAUGCCAUUGAACGGAUUAUGUCUUCAUAUAAAGAGGUCACUGAAUUAGCAGGCUAUACUACUCGAGUGUACAAUAUGUUUUGGGUAUUUGAUGAAGUUAAAAGAGGCAUUUAUAAGAGAACUGCUGUCGUGCAAGAAUCUGAAAACCAUGACAAGAACGGAGCUAAUAUAGAAUUACCUUUCAGUGACACACUGGAAAUCAAAGGAAAAGUUAUUGAUGUGGAUCAUGGAAUUAUUUGUGAAAAUGUUCCCAUAAUUACACCAACGGGAGAAGUGGUGGCUUCCAGUCUAAACUUCAAAGUACAAGAAGGAAUGCAUCUUUUGAUUACUGGUCCCAAUGGUUGUGGGAAGAGUUCUCUCUUCAGAAUUUUAAGUGGGCUCUGGCCUGUGUAUAAGGGAGUCCUCUAUAAACCACCUCCCCAGCAUAUGUUCUAUAUUCCACAAAGGCCAUACAUGUCUCUUGGAAGUCUUCGGGAUCAAGUCAUCUAUCCUGAUUCAGUGGAUGACAUGCGUGAUAAAGGCUACACAGACCACGACCUGGAAUGUAUCCUACACAAUGUCCACCUCUAUCACAUCGUUCAAAGAGAAGGAGGAUGGGAUGCUAUUAUGGACUGGAAAGAUGUCCUAUCAGGAGGGGAAAAGCAAAGAAUGGGCAUGGCUCGAAUGUUUUAUCAUAGACCAAAAUAUGCAUUGCUGGAUGAAUGUACCAGUGCUGUCAGCAUUGAUGUUGAAGGAAAGAUAUUUCAGGCUGCAAAGGGGGCUGGAAUUUCCUUGCUAUCCAUAACACACAGGCCUUCUCUUUGGAAAUACCACACUCAUUUAUUACAGUUUGAUGGUGAAGGAGGUUGGCGCUUUGAACAAUUGAAUACUGCAGUCCGUUUAACACUGAGUGAAGAAAAACAAAAACUAGAAUCUCAGCUAGCUGGAAUUCCCAAAAUGCAGCAGAGACUCGAUGAACUAUGUAAAAUUUUGGGUGAAGACUCAGUGCUGAAAACAAUCAAAAAUGAAGAUAAAACAUCAUAAUUUGUUUUGACAUGUUUUAAGAGUUUAUUUUUAGGUAAAGGCUCAGAGACACUCUGUUGUAAAUGCAUGCAUUGUGUUAAGCUAAGCACAGAGAAAAAAGCAGCAAGAAAUAUUUUGUAAGAUUUUAGCAUCAAGGAAAUAUAUGACCUGACUUUUCAGAAGAAAAUAAGCAAAUGCAUUAUGUAAGAUUAGUCAACAUGGCUUGUACUAAUUCCUGGUGAAAACCUAUUUCACCUGUAAACCAGGGUUUUCUAAGUGAAUUAAUGGUGAAUACCCAAUUUACUAUGUGUAUGUGAUGUGCUUGAAAUCCUUUACAAAUGUGGCAGAUAUCUUCAGAACAGAACAACUUAAGAGCAGCAUUUGGGUUGAAUCAGAUGCAUAAAAUUAGAAAUUUGAAUAACAUUUCAGUCUAUUUAUGGUUAUUAGGUUUAAUAGCUACAAUUCAGUUUCAUCAUUGCUAGUGGUCAAUUAAAUCUGUGCACAAAAUAGCUGACAGUUUGAUCAAUAAUUUGAAUAUGAAAAAACUCUUUUAAUGACAGUGGCUAAAAGGAAGAAGCCUGGCUAUAUAUGUAUACAAUGCCAUAUUUUUAAUUUUAGGUUAUGAGUGUCCUAAUGUGGGCACACACCAAAUUAGUUUUCAUGAAACUCUUACAUAUUUGUUAAUCCAUUCUUUCAUUUUAAAAAGAGAAUUGCCAAUACAGAAAAGGAGUAUCUAAGCGAUGUUUGUCUCAGCCUGUUACUUUAUUUGGCAGCAUUAUCUAUCACAACUUCUGUUCAGAAAUACUUAGUUCGUUUUUGUGCACAAAGGAGUCUACCACAUGUUAAAAACAGCACUAUAAUAAUAGAAUACAGGAAUCUCUAAAUCACAGUAGUAAUAACAUCCAAUGGAAUAACACUUUAUAGUUUACAAUUCUCACAUCAUUUUAUUUUCAUCCUGUGGCAAUCUUUUGAGACAGAUACUGUUUUUCUUAAUUUGCUCUGAAAAAAAUGACAGACUUGCCCUAAUUAUGCAUUUUACUUAGGAACAGAUCCAGGGAUCAAAUGAAGUUCUCCUCAUUCCCUGGUUCAGUGCUAUUUCCACUUCUCAUUAUCCUUAAAAUCUAACUGGACUGUACUAUCAAUAAAAGUUAGAUGAGAUAUGGGGAAAAAAUAAAUUUGGUAAUGUUAA